CUCUAGUGAAGGGCACUUAUUCUAACAAUUGGUUUAAACCAAAAUCGUGUUCUCGGGCGAGGAGGACAGGGAAUUGUUUACAAAGGAAUGUUGGAAGACGGAAUGAUCGUGGCCAUAAAGAAGUCGAUAGAAAUGGACUCGGUGCAAGUGGAGAGUUUCAUCAACGAGGCAACUCUCCAUUACUAUAUCCAUAACCCGAUCGACGAUGAAUUUUCGUUAACUUGGGAUAUGAGGUUGAGGAUUGCCUCGGAGAUUGCGGGAGUCUUAUAUUAUCUCCACUCCGCUGCUUCGAUGCCCGUAUAUCAUCGGGACAUCAAGUCGACGAAUAUAAUGCUUGACGAAAAGUACCAAGCCAAGGUAGCCGACUUUGGGACGUCAAAGUCGGUUUCCAUUGAUCGAACCCAUGUCACCACUAAAGUCCAAGGGACGUUCGGAUACCUCGACCCGGAGUACUUCCAAUCUAGCCAGUUCACAGAUAAGAGCGAUGUGUAUAGCUUCGGGGUGGUCUUAGCCGAGCUUUUGACGGGAAAGAGGCGAAUCACGAUGUUGGAAUGCGAAGAGCACCGAAGUCUCGCAACAUACUUUGUACUAGCAAUGGAGAGGGGUCAAUUGUUCGAGAUUCUUGAUCGACAGGUUAGGGAUCAAGGCUCGGAGGAACAGAUAGCCGGUCUUGCUGAGCUCACACGGAGGUGCCUCAGUUUAAGUGGUAGAAGCAGACCGACAAUGAGAGAAGCCGUGUCGGCAUUAGAGAACAUACUCACAAUGGUGUCGGGUUGUGAUCGACCGAAUCGGGAAGAUUUGUUAGGUGUUGUUGAGAAUGAGAGAACCAAAUCAUUGGUGUAGUCUUGGGAUGAGUAUUCGACGGAAUUGUUUGCUUCGAUUGAGGAAGACAACAUAUCAUCUUCAGACAUCCCUUUGACUACUAGGAGUCAGAACUAAGCGUGUCAUCAAUUAUAAUGUUACUGUAGUUGAGAGGAUAACUUGCUAGAAGUUCUCUAUUUGUUAUGAAGGUUUGCACAAUGUAUUGUGUACGAUACCUUACACCACACAUCCCAGUUUUUGAAUUGUAUUGAAAAAUUUACUUGCACUACGUUCCAGUUUUUGAAUUAUAUAGAUAAAUUUUGUCUGUUUAA
Molecule: messenger RNA, 1133 nt
Organism: Cuscuta campestris
Lineage: Eukaryota; Viridiplantae; Streptophyta; Magnoliopsida; Solanales; Convolvulaceae
Source: the annotation of a GenBank genome assembly